ACCAGGAAGCAUAAACAGAGACAGAUAGAGUUGGGCUGUGUAUAUGUCUCUGUGUUUUUCAAUGUUAAAUAUACAAAAUAAGUUCCAGUGAUUCCAGUAUGAAUAGCAUCAGGAUGAAGUGAUGGAAAUUGGAUGUAUAGUUGGGAUGGGCUGAUUCUAUCCUGUCUGAUUUGCAAAUGUGGCUCAACCUAGAGCUUGAUUUCUCAUAUUUUAACCAUCCCUGUCUAGGUUUCUGAAUUUGCUGUUGUGCAUUAACCUGACUCUAUGCCCAUGAGUGUGACAAACCAGUCCAGUGUCUCUAAGUUCCUCCUCCUGGGGCUCUCCAGGCACGCCCAGGAGCAGCAAGUCCUCUUCAUGCUCUUCCUGAGCAUGUACCUAGCCACAGUUCUGGGAAAUCUGCUCAUCAUUCUGACCAGCAUCACAGACUCCCACCUGCAAACCCCCAUGUACUUCUUCCUCAGGAACUUGUCCUUUGUGGACAUCUGCUUCACCUCCACCACAGUCCCUGAGAUGUUGGCCAAGUACAUCCUCAGGAGACAGACCAUCUCCUUCCCUGGGUGUCUCACACAGAUAUAUUUUCUCAUUCUGUUUGCAGACAUGGACAAUUUUCUCCUGACUGUGAUGACCUAUAAUUGCUUUGUCGCUGUGUGCCACUUCUUACACUACAGAACAAAGAUGAUCCAUCAGCUCUGUGUCCUACUGGUUGCUGGGUCAUGGGUCAUUGUCAAUCUGAAUGCUCUGUUGCAUAUCCUCCUGAUGGCUCAACUCUCAUUCUAUGCAGACACCAUCCUCCACUUUUUCUGUGAUAUGUCUCCUCUCCUGAAACUCUCCUGCUCUGACACACAGCUCAAUGACAUGAUGAUUCUUACUGCAGCAGGGCCGAUAAUAAUUGCUCCAUUCAUUUGCAUACUCAUCUCAUACAUCCUUAUUACUUAUGCUGCCCUGAAAGUCCCAUCCACAAAGGGAGAAUGGAAAGCCUUCUCCACCUGUGCCUCACACCUUGCUAUGGUUUCUCUCUUCUAUGGCACCAUCAUUGCUCUGUAUUUCAACCCUUCAUCCUCCCACUCAGCUGAGACAGACACCGCAGCUACUGUGAUAUACACAGUGGUGACCCCCAUGUUGAAUCCUUUCAUCUACAGCCUCAGGAACUAGGAUAUGAAACGGGUCUACGAAAAAUGAUUGCCAUAAAUUUUUUUUCUGUUCAAUAUUGACACAGACUCUGAAUAUCAUAGAGGGGACUAAUCCAAACCCACUGCUGUCGAGUCAAUUCUGACUCAUAGCAA
Loxodonta africana (African savanna elephant) is the source of this 1283-nucleotide messenger RNA. Its product is annotated as olfactory receptor 1F1-like. The transcript has a single exon. The record is from RefSeq and is a predicted model, not a curated record. Gene Ontology annotation, biological process: G protein-coupled receptor signaling pathway. Gene Ontology annotation, cellular component: plasma membrane. Lineage: Eukaryota; Metazoa; Chordata; Mammalia; Proboscidea; Elephantidae. Bases 265 to 1152 code for a protein of 295 amino acids. Gene Ontology annotation, molecular function: olfactory receptor activity; G protein-coupled receptor activity.